Messenger RNA from Hordeum vulgare subsp. vulgare (domesticated barley), 4110 nucleotides. RefSeq names its product protein NETWORKED 2D-like. The record is from RefSeq and is a predicted model, not a curated record. Gene Ontology annotation, molecular function: actin binding. The coding region runs from base 208 to 3777 and encodes 1189 amino acids. Lineage: Eukaryota; Viridiplantae; Streptophyta; Magnoliopsida; Poales; Poaceae. The transcript is spliced from 3 exons.
GUUUCCCCCUCUGCUUCUGCUUUGCUCCGUCCCUCGCCGUGGGGGAGGGAGAUCCGACCGACCGACCGACCGAAUCUCCCUCGUCCCUCCCCUGCAGCCUCGUUGCCUCCGCCCAGCUCCAGCUCCAGCUCCAGCUCUUCUUCUCCAACCCAGUCCUCUUCUGCGGCCCAAGGCUGGUGUUGAUCUACUGGGAUUCUUCUAGAUGAGAUGCUGCAGCGGGCGGCGAGCAACGCCUACUCGUGGUGGUGGGCGAGCCACAUCCGCACCACCCAGUCAAAGUGGCUCGACGCCAACCUACAAGAUGUGGAAAACAGGGUCAAGAUCAUGCUCAAGCUCCUCGGGGAGGAGGCCGAUUCGUUCGGCAAGAGGGCUGAGAUGUACUACCGCAGAAGGCCCGAGGUCAUAAACCAUGUCGAAGACGUUUACAGGGCCUACAGGGCUCUUGUUGAGCGCUAUGACCACCUGUCCAAGGAGCUGCACAAGGCCAACCACACCAUCGCCACUGCUUGUCCAGAGGAAGUGCAGUAUGCCAUGUUGGAAGAGGAGGACGACAAUUUCCCCCGAGCAAUCAUGCCCAUCAACUCGCGCAAGAUACAGAAAUCGACCGUGGAUGACAUUCUGAAGAGAAAACGGGAAGGGACGCCGGGGCGGAACAGGACAGUGCAUGAGAGGCCUGAUCCUCAUAUGAGCAAAGAUAAGGCCGAAGAGGAGAUUGGCAGGCUGCAAAAGGCUAUACUUGUCAUGCAGACUGAGAAAGAAUUCGUCAAGAGUUCUUAUGAGAGUGGAAUUGCCAAGUAUUGGGAGAUUGAGAAGCAGAUUGCGGAUAUGCAGGAGGAGAUUUGUCACAUGCAAGAUGAAUUUGACGCCCAUGCAGCCAUUGAUGAUGAUGAAGCCCGUGCCUUGAUGACGAUAACGGCUCUUCGAUCAUGUCAGGGUACAGUUGCUAAGCUUGUGGAAAAAUUUGAGGAGUUGAUUAGGAGCGCAAAAAUGGAGUCAGAAAGAAUAGUGUCUCUCCGACAAAGGUUUUAUGCUUUGAGCAGAAUCAUUGACCCGUCUAAAGAAGAAGUUGACAGCGCAAACAUGGCAGCGAACGACAGAGUUUAUCCCAUUACCCGGGAAAUACUUGAGUUACAGACUAUUUAUGAUAAAAUCGAGGACUUCUUUGAAAACAAUUCGGAAUCCUCUGUGGAGGAGAUGGCAUAUAAAGUUGAUGAACUUGUUGAUAAGAUCAUUAACUUGGAGCUGAAGUUCCCAAAGCAGUCUGCACAAAUCAAGCAAUUGAAAGAAGAGAAUGAGAAGAUUAACAACAAAUUAGACGAUUUACAAGAUGAGAUGGCACUCCGUGAUGAUCCAAGCGACUCAAGUGAAGAGCUCAAGCUAGUAGAAGAUGAAUUGAACAGAACCAGGGCUCUUGAAGGAUCUAUAAUCGAGGAAGAAGUUCUUGUUAGCACAGCAUUUUCUGAAGUUUUUACUUGCAUAACUAAUAUCUCAAAGGCAUUUGUACCAAUUAGCGCUGAAGACCUGCCUGAGUUGUCAGCUGCAGGUGGAGACAAGGCAACACUGUCUGAAGAUGUAUCCAUGGAAAAUGGUACAAUAGAGAACAGCAAAACGGAUGGUGGAGAAAUCAGUGGUAUGGAUGCACCAGCUACAGAUGAUAGUUUGGGCAGACAUAGUCCCCAAAAUCAAGAUGACUCAGAAGUUGUUGGUCACAAUUCAUCAGCUAGUACUGAUGGUGUCUAUGACUCCAAGAGUGGUGCCGAGGAAAGCGUUCAGAUGGGGAAUUGCUCAAUGCAGGAAGAAUUCAGAGAUAACGAGUCACUACAAGCAGGCAACCAUGUUGAUCUGAUUGUUCGUCCAGAUAAUGAAAAUAGUCUCAACAAGCUGGCAAAAGAUAGCUCAUCAGAAGAAGUAGACCAGAGUUCAUCAGGUGGUAUGAACGUUGCUGAAGGGCAAAUUGUUGAAGGUGAAUAUUCACCAACUGCAGCCAGUCAGAGUCAUGUCCUUCCCUCAGACAGUCUCAAUGCUUUAAAUAAGAAAAAUGACUCUAAUGAAGAAGGUUCGUCAGUGGAAGUUGCUGAGAGUUCAUUUGGUGGUGACAACAGAAUCCAAGACUUGAAGAUUGACGGUGAUGAAAAUCCUGUUCCUGGGAACUGCUUGACCCAGGAGGAAGGAUUUGGAGUUGGAGAUGGCGAAUCACCAAAAGUGACCCCAGAGAUUAGUUUAGCUGGUUCUGCAAACUUUGAUAGUGUCGGUGAAGAAGGCACCACAGGGGAAAAUAUGUUGCCAGAAGGUGCUCAUAGUUCCAGUGAUGCAGGUAAGGACCUGGACUUGUGUCGUGUGGAUGAAGCAAAAUCAGGUGAAGAGUUGCCAAAGCAAGGUGGCCAACUUGUUUCUCCAGUAAACAUCCUAGGUUUGAUCAAACACGGCGAAGUCGAGUCAUCUGAUGAAGGUGUUCAAAAUUCACUUGGUCAUGUGAAUGCAUAUUCCUCAGAGGUGAGAGAUGAAGCCUCUCUCAGUGUACCAGCUAGAGAUUCUGAGGAAACCGGAGGAAUGUCCCCAGUAAUAUCAGAAGUACCAACAGAUUCAGAAGAUAUGGUCAAUCACACUUCUGAUAGUCAACUAGAAAAGAAAGAUCCAAAUGUCAAAAUGCUUGCAAGCGAAGAAAGUAUCUUGAACAACCAUGGAAGCAGUAGUGGGCAUGAAAAGUCCACGUUGAUUGCACAAGAAGAUGCACAGAGCUGGCCAGAGUUUCUUCUUGAUGGGCUUGAGGGAAGAGAUGCGAUAUUGCUAGCCGACUACACUGCAGUUCUCCGGAACUACAAAGAAACUAAGAGAAGGCUUGCUGAGUUGGAAAAGAAAAACCAGGAACAUCUUGAAGAUACAAAGGCGGUAAUAAGGGAGUUGAGGAAUGCAAAUUCAAUGAAAUAUGUUGAGAUCCAGUCACUUAAAGGCCUACUGGACUCUUCAGAGAUGCCACCCAGUACAAUGGGUACUGAUAGAUCAGAUCAGACUUUGGUUAGGGAGCUUUCAAUUGUGAAGGAAACGGAUUCGAGCUACACUGACGCACCGGAGAGUGCUUCAGCAGUUGAAAUGAAGUUCAGAACUGAGAUCGAUGAAUUAGUCGAUGAAAACCUGCAGUUCUUGACAAGGUAUAGCAUGGCUUGCCACCAGGUGCAGGACUUCAACAGCAGAUAUCAGGAGCUACAGAAGGAAAUGGAGAGUUCUGAAAAUGAGAAACGGGGAGGAGAACUUGAUGCCGCGGCAGAGCCUGAACCUGCUGAGAAGAAACUGAGAGAGCUCAGGACUGAAGUGGACGUAUGGUUUGAGCAGAAUGUACUUCUCGACCGGGACCUGCAGCUCAAAACCGCAUCUCUCUGCAGCCUGCAAGAGGAGAUAGCCGAAGCCCUGCGGUCCAGCACGGAGACUGAUGGUGCAAAGUUUACGCCGUACGAAGCGGCCAAGUUCCAAGGGGAGGUACGGAACAUGCAGCAAUCCAACAAGAAGAUCGAGAGCGAGCUGCAGGCAGCGUUGGAGCGCAUGAGGGAGCUGGAAGGCGAGGUGAACGUCACCCUGCGGAAGCUGAGGGAGAGCUUCGAGCUCUCGUCCAGGCGCUCGUCCCGCCGGGAGGCGGACAGCAGCUACCAAAACCAAUUCAAGCAUUUCCCGAGCAGACACAGGGUGCCGCUGCGCAACUUCCUGUUCGGUACGAAACCGAAGAAGAAAUCGCUGUUUGCCUGCAUCAAUCCCACAUACCAGAGACAGUUCAGCGAUUUUUGAGUGAAUAGGAUGCUGAAGUAAACCUGUAACAGCAAAGAUUUGGCUCGUUAUUUCCAGGAGGUAGUGCUGAUUUAUUCUUUACAGAAACUCCGUUAUAGUCGAGUGGCCCCGCUAUUUGGAUGGGAACACAGAAUUAUAUUUGUUUUUUUUUUCAUAGACAGAAACAUUACCAUUAUACUGUACCAUUUGAAAAAAAAGAACACAUUAUAUACCAUACCAUAGCUGCCAUUUCAACUUUCGAGAGCUGUGUUAGCUUUUGGUUUGUGAGACUAGGACUUGCAAGAGAGCAGGUUUUGUUGAAUGAAUCUGCAUCUGGAAUGGGCAUUAUUAGUA